Messenger RNA from Nymphaea colorata (pocket water lily), 1276 nucleotides. Its product is annotated as ethylene-responsive transcription factor RAP2-3-like. NCBI's taxonomy places the organism in Eukaryota, Viridiplantae, Streptophyta, Magnoliopsida, Nymphaeales, Nymphaeaceae. The transcript is spliced from 2 exons. Gene Ontology annotation, molecular function: DNA-binding transcription factor activity; DNA binding. The record is from RefSeq and is a predicted model, not a curated record. The coding region runs from base 198 to 1064 and encodes 288 amino acids. Gene Ontology annotation, biological process: regulation of DNA-templated transcription; ethylene-activated signaling pathway.
CUUCACUCCCCGUAGAGAAAUCAGAAGGGAAAAAAAAAAAGAAAACAAAAGAUCUCCUCGUUUCCCCAAUUUCCUCUCUCUCUCUCGUGUUCAGUCGCCAGCAAUUUCUUCAGAGUCGAUCUAUCCACCCUGCGAAGCUCGUCACUUGAUUGUCCUUUUCCCUCGGAAGGAAAGAAAGGAGCGGAAAAAAAAGAAGGAUGUGUGGAGGUGCCAUCAUCUCCGAUAUAAUCAAUAGAGCCCGCGGUCCGGCGGCCAUACCCAACACUUGGCAGGAAUUUUUUGCCGAUAUCCCCGAUCCCCAAGUCGAGAAGGAGCCCGUCAAGCCGUCCCUCCCCCUCAACUCCAAACGCCGGUCUCCUUCUUCAUCAGAAGGAUACGAAUGUGAGGACGAUGAGGAGGUGAGGAAGCCGAAGCGGAAGAGAAAGAAUCUCUACAGGGGGAUCAGGCAGAGACCGUGGGGAAAGUGGGCGGCUGAGAUCCGCGACCCCAGGAAGGGGGUGAGGGUCUGGCUCGGCACCUUCAAUACCGCCGAGGAGGCCGCCCGCGCCUACGACGCCGAGGCUCGCAAGAUCAGAGGCAGCAAGGCCAAGGUUAAUUUCCCCAAUGAGAUUCCCUCUCCCCGCCCCACCGUGGUGGCGGCCGCAGCCCCUCUCCGCCCCCACCAGCAACAGCACUACCAGUACCAAUCCCACCAACAAUUCCUUCAAGAGGAGGCCCCUGCUUCCCUCGGAUUCGAGGCUGACACCGCUUUCAACUACUAUGAGCAGCAGCAGCCAUUACAAACCCCUUCUCCGGCCGCCGAAAUGGAGCAGAGUCCCGCGUCUCAGGCCACCGACCACGAGGAAGAGGAAGACGAGAAGAAGAGCGUGAUGAAGCUCGCGGAGGAGCUUUCUGCCUACGACACCUACUUCGAGUUUCUCCAAGUGUUCGACGGCGGCUACGAGCCGGCCGUCGCUCCGGCUAACCAGGAGAACAACUUGGUGCCUACGACGAUGGAGCUAUGGAGCUUCGACGACCUGCCCAUGAGUUGUUCCUCUUCCUCAGCCGUGGCAACGCCCCUGUAGAAGAGAAAGACCGAACCCCGUCUUCCCUCUUCCUCCCUCCCUCGAUCAACCUUCAAAUUUUUUUUCUCCUCUCCCUUUACGGCAUCUGUUCUCUUUUUGUGUAUAGAGUCCAUAGUUUAGGAUCUUGUCUUGAACUGCUAUCCCUUGUUUUUCCCUGCCCUCUUUAGCUGCUUUUCGUUUGGAUUCAAUGCAAAACGUCGUCAUUUCCUUCA